AUGAGUAGUGAAACCGUUUUGGGCAUUGAUUUCGGCUCGUUCUAUUGGACGGCGUUUGUGUAUUCCAAUGGACAGCGGUCUAUCGUAUCGGACGAGCAUGGAAAUCGUUCCAUAUGCUUUCGCGACAACGAAGUAAUCGUGGGUUCCUCGGCAAGUCAGCUGGCGAGUUCAUUCCCCGAAAACGUGAUCAACCACCCUCUGCAUUAUUUGGACGGGCGCAGCUGCAGUCCUGACUGCAACACAUCGAUCGUAUGGGAAAACAACUCUGGAGAACGGAUAUCCGGUGUUCCACCUUCCCUUCGCGAAGAAAACCGAGCGAGUCACUCUGGAGCGCGUGUUCGUGGAGUGUUUCAAGAAGCUCCCACGCUCACCGUAGUAUCGGUCCCCAGCGAUCUCAGCGCGUCCAGCCAGUCCUUCCUCCUCUCCUGUCUGCACCACGCCAGUACUCUCCUCCCUGCUGCCUCUCUCAACUCAGAACUUCCCAACCCCUCUCUGCUCCCCUCCCACCUCGCCGUCCUGCUCGCGCGCGAGCUCGUCGCCCCUCCCGCCGACGGGCUUCGCCUCGUCCUCGACGUUCCCGCCAACUCCGCCAUUCUCUCCCUCGUCUCCGUUUCCCGCGGGUUCUACUCCACGCUCUGGUCGCACCGCCUCGCCACCGCGGUCGGCAGCGCGCUCGACGCGCGGUUCCUCGCCUUCGCCACGCAGGAGGCCGUGCGGAAGCUGGGCCCCGAGGUGGCGCAGUCCGCGAAGGCGGUGCGGAAGCUGCGGCGCGCGGUGGCGGAGUGCAAGGAGCGGCUGUCGUCGACGAUGACCAGCGCGGUGGCGAUCGAGUCGCUCUUCGACGGCGCCGAUUUCAUGCUCUCGGUGUCGCGGUCGCGUCUCGCCAUGCUCGCUUUCGAUGCGUUGGGCCACCAGGCUGUGCUCGGAGAUCCAGAGCGUGCUGCGCGCGCGGCGCUGCCGCCUCGACGACUGCGCGCAGAUCUUCGUCGUCGGGGGAUGGUGGGGAUUGACCGCGGUUUUCCACGCAGCUCGGCGAUGCCCGCCGUCCAGGAAGCGCUCAGGACCGCGGCCGCCCUGCGAGGCCCCGAGAUGGUGUUCUUCCCGCGGGUAUUGGAGGUGGCGGCGGAGGGAGCGAGCGUGCAGGCGCAGUACCGCGAAGAGUUCCGAUUGAAAAAGUCGCUGCCCGUGCUGCAGCAGCUGGCGGGAAGCUUGGUGGUGCGCGCAGGGAAGUGGGAGAUGAUGAUCGCCGAACAAGGAGUUCCGUUCCCGUGCAAGUGCGAAACGGUGCAGAUUGGGAGGAGAAUUGAUGCAACCAAGGAGAUGAUGCUCGAGUUCCGACGCGAAGCCAAAGACCAUGAAAAUAAAGACGACAAUACAGAGAACGUUAAUGAAACAAAAACGCAAUUGGUUGGCACACUGACGUUUGAAAAUGAUUUGUGCGGCAAGAGCGUAGCGGCGACGGUGAGUCGAGAGCAUCUCGGCGCUAUUCGAGUGGUGUUAAGCAUCCUGGAGGGAGAGAAGGAAGUGGAGAAGAAGAAAUUCACGAUAGGCGAGAAGGAUUAA
Blastocystis hominis is the source of this 1563-nucleotide messenger RNA. RefSeq lists its product as hypothetical. Bases 1 to 1563 code for a protein of 520 amino acids. The record is from RefSeq and is a predicted model, not a curated record. Gene Ontology annotation, molecular function: ATP binding; ATP-dependent protein folding chaperone. The transcript is spliced from 10 exons. Lineage: Eukaryota; Bigyra; Opalinata; Blastocystidae.